UACUACGUAUUAAAAUUAUUUGAUGGAACGUAAAACGAGGAUACAAUCAAUUUUGAAGAAACCAGAGAGAGGAGAUAAAAAUCUGUAGACAGAGUUGUUUUGUCGAUCUUUGAAAGACCUAAAAACCAGCCGAUCCUCCCAACCUGUCGAUCAAUUCGCUCGUGAAUGAAUGCAUGACGAUCCCGUUAUCGUUUCAUCCGAGUGGGUCACCGACACUUCGACGGGAUUUUACUCAUAGCCGCUUCGAACGUGUGCGUAUCGAACCUAUGCCGUGAGCAAACCGUUCCCGUUCAAGCUUGGUGGGGACUUCGACAGGACCGUCUCUUCUCAGGAAAGAAGAGAAUGGGAGGGGAUCUGGAAAGUGGAGCCAAGUUUCAGCCGUCCCUGGAAACCAGAUGGGGUCUGAAAGCGUGCUCGCCUUCGAGGAACAUGUCCAUACAGUAUUAGUGUCCGCGGGAACGAGUAACCUGUCGUAUCUUUUUAUCUUUCUAUCGUGGAAUAUCACCAAAGGCUCGUAAUUUUGCGGAUUUUUCGAUAAUCGAGAGUACGAGAGUAAUUAUUCAACGGUGGACGUUGAAGAGAAGAUAUCUCGAAGAAGAAACGUUUCGAGACAAUUAUCGAGUAUUUUGCAAAACUAAACGAUAACUAAAACUGGAUAGACAAGUAUGAAGAUCGCCACGACCUUGUUCCUCUUCGUAGUUGUCGGAUGCACGUGGCGGGAGACACUAGGGACGUGCGUGUUUCAGUCGGACUUUGGUUUCGUGCUUAACUGCGCCUUCAAAAAAUCCGGCCUCUUUCGAGUACGAAAUCUUGGAGGUGUCAAAGGCUACGUCGGCCUGGGAUUUUCGGUGGGCGACGAGCUGGGUUUUGGUCAGUCUCUGUCCAAUGUAGAGGCUUUGAAAAGAAGAAGUGUACAGACAAAUAGAAUUGGAUCAUCGUCCUAUACUAAUUUGGCGACCAAUCGAGAUGAUCAGAGACAGCACACUCAAAACACUCGACAAGUGGUGCCUCCUUUCAAACCUUUGCCACCUGGAGCAGCAAGGCCGAUAGCUCAGCAACCAGAACGACAAAAGUUGGUGGUACAACAAAAUUCCACGGUCCUUAGAACCAUACCAGCACCUUCCUUAUCAGCAACGCAGCAAGAUUUGUUGAGGCAACAGCAACUGAUGCAAGAAGCCAAACAGAAACAGCAAUUGAAACUACAACAAGAAGCUUUCGCGUUGCAAGUGUUGAAGCAACAGAGGCUACAACAACAGGAAGCCAUGAGACAGCAGCAACUGCAGAAACUUCAACAACAAAAACAAAUGGUGGCUCAACAACAGAAAAGGCAUCAACAGGUCGUUCCAAUGCAAGUGAUAAGGGAUCAGACAUCACCACAAAUGCUCGCAGUUGCAGCUGCAGUGCCAGGAAAAUUGCCAAAUAUCGUUGCUGCCAUACCACCAGCUGGUAGCAUCGUAGAACCAGAUACUUCUAAAUCAACGAAUGAUGGCUUACCACCCUUUAUUUCGAUGCCACAAUCGUCUGCUCAAUUGACUGAUCGAAUCAGCAACAAUCCAGCUAUUUUAGAGGAUUCUGAUAAUGAAGUGUCGAAAGACGAUUUCAGUCAGCUUCCUCUGCCCGGGGAUGAAGUCGCCUCCUCGGUCAACGAGAUGACUUUACUUUCUCUUCACCCAAUGCCGCUCCAAUCAGCUGAAUUCAAUAAAUCGCAACAGCAAACCGACAAACGACAAUCGAUGCCAUCCUCAUCAUCGUUGCCAUUGUCACUUCCGUCUUUAGCGCCCAUUCAGGGAAUGGAGACGUCGUUGAAAGCUCUCGCGGAAGCUAGUAACAUCACCUUGGAAGCUCUGGAAGCGGCUAUUCUUCUCAGACAGCAACAGCUUAUGCGAAAACAUCAAGGACCGACCAGUACUAGCACUACGACUACAACCAUGUCUCCACACAAAAACAAAUAUAAUUCUGGAGCCACUAAAGUAAUGAAUGCACCACGUGAGUAUUAUCCAAUGGGAUACGAUAAGAACUUUGAUGACAAUUUCGCAAGUCGAGUGGAUCUUCCAGACACGAGCUUUUAUUGCGGUGAUCAAAAGCAUUUUCCAGGACUUUAUGCCGACGAAGAUCUUGGAUGCAUGGUGUUUCAUGUCUGUGCAUUGACAGACGAUGGGCUGAUUAUGAAGAGCUUCCUCUGUCCUGAAUCUACCCUGUUCGAUCAAACGAUUCUAAAGUGUAAUUGGUGGUUCUACGUAGAUUGCAAAGCCUCGAAAAGUUUGUACGAUAGUAAUAUCCCAAUUAGCAAAAGUUAUCAACUUAUGAAAGCCUUAGCAUUCUUUUCAGCGUACAAAAAUCACGAUAAUAGUACAAUUUCUGCUCAAGAAAAUUUAGAAAACUCAGAAUAAUUCCUGAACUUGCUAAAGGAACUAAAUCCUCGUAUCUAGUUUAUUAUUGUAGUUCUCGUAUAAUUUUUUAAUCGGUUCUACGAUUGCCAAUUCAUUUUCUUUUGAUCCAUUAAGCUUUGGAAUUUGUUAAAAUCAGUUUCUUUAUUUAUUUUAAUAUGGAGCUAAGUUUUUUUGUUCAAUUUCUGUCAUUAUUAUAAAAAUUUUAAAUUAGUAAAUAAUUUUUAAUUGUUUGCUUUAUCUCGAUGGUUUAUCUUAAUGGAUUAAAAGGAACUUUUCUUGAUGCGUAAAAUAAAGGAUGUACAGUAUUGCCUUGCUAAUUAACUAGAAUUUUGCUUUGCUGAGAAAUUGAACAAUUAAUAAUCAACAUUAUUAUAUUCAUUUGUUCACACAGAAAAAGCAAAAUAAACCAUUUCCUAUAUAUUAUUCAAAUGAUAUCCUAAUCAUUUGUUACUUAGCUGCCACUGAGCAAGGCAUUUCUGUAUUUUAAAAGUUAUUCGUUUUGUGAUAUGACAAUUCUCUUCUUUCUAUCACUGCCGUCAUAAUUCAAAACGAUAAAUAUGUACAUAUAAUUUAUUGCAUUAUAAUAUGUGAUAGGUGUAGUGAAUAAUUUUUAAUUAAUAGUGUUAUUAGCGUUGUAAAUAGUAUCGUGUUGAUACUUUCGUUGAUGUGGCUUGUUUAAUGAUGAUUCCAUUUUUGUUGACAUGACUGUUUUUCUAUAUAGUUGAAAUAAAAAAGAAAGAAAAAAAGAAAGAAAGAACAUAGAAAG
Apis dorsata (giant honeybee) is the source of this 3156-nucleotide messenger RNA. RefSeq lists its product as uncharacterized. The transcript has 9 exons. Gene Ontology annotation, molecular function: chitin binding. The record is from RefSeq and is a predicted model, not a curated record. Bases 666 to 2390 code for a protein of 574 amino acids. Gene Ontology annotation, cellular component: extracellular region. NCBI's taxonomy places the organism in Eukaryota, Metazoa, Arthropoda, Insecta, Hymenoptera, Apidae.